Messenger RNA from Clonostachys solani, 2322 nucleotides. Lineage: Eukaryota; Fungi; Ascomycota; Sordariomycetes; Hypocreales; Bionectriaceae. The record is from the annotation of a GenBank genome assembly.
AUGCCAUUGAUCGUGACUCUCAAAGUGCGUCAUCCCCUAGUCAUUCCCCCGCUCUCCGACGAACAAUGUCAGGAUAGCAUCACAGUGCGGCCGGCAACUCUUCAGCCGGCUGAGAGUCCGCCUGUGAUGGACACCGAGGCCUCGCCUGGUCCUGCAGCCUCGCCUGGUGUUGUGGUCAAGGAGCCUGGUGAUGAGGCCGAGACUGAACCCCAGACUCAAACCAGCGAACCAGCUCCUAUCCCUCAUGUCCUUGCACCUAUCGUGCUCCGCUACAUUCGAGACAUCUGCCGUAAAUGGGGCGUCGAAAACCUAAAAGAGUUCUUCACCAUCCCCCAGGGUGACCCUCGAUAUCAUGACUCCCUCCCUGCCAGCAUUCGCCGCACGAUAAUCACCCGCGAGUUUCUUCAAAAGCUCUGCUACAUUUCUGAGCACUGCGACUGCGAGGACGCUCGCUUGAGAAUUGCCUCUACCUCCAUGAACCAGGCCGAGCAGUUCCACGGAUACGUUCGCCCGGUUGUGCUCGACUGGGUCAUUGCUAGUUUGCAAACGGAUAAAGGUCUCGUCAAUUCGGACAGGCAAGCCAAGAUGCCUACUACCAAGGAAAAGAUGCAGAAGAAGCGACAGGACAAGCAGAAGCAGAAGGAGAAGGAACAGGCCGGCCAAAGCACCGAUCACCCUGCACCCAGCUCCGCAGUUGCAAGCCAUCCUACCAGCCAGCCCGCACAAAACGACCAGAUCAUCUGCCUUUCCGACACCGACAUGGACUCAAACUCUCCACCUCCAGGUCCUGCUACUGCUAUCGCCAAUCCAACACCCACGACAGCACGCUCUGAACCUACGCAGUCGAUGCCCUCUGAGCCACUGCCCAUGAUGAAUCGAAAUGCAAACCAGCAGCCUCAAGGCCAAAUCCCCCCGAACCAACAGCCUCAAGGCCACAUCCCUCUAGGCUACAUGCCUCCAGGCUGCCCCCAAGGUUACACCCCUCCAGGUUACAUUGCCUUCAACGGGUCGUUCUACCCCGGCGCACCUCGAACUCAGCCGCCAAACGGACCACCAGCUCCCGCCGCCGCACACCGACCCCUUCCCUAUACCCAACCUCCUACAUCUGGGAAUGCGCCCGUCGCUCCUAUGUCUGUAGCCCCUAUGCGUGGACAGGUCCGCAUGGCCCAGGCUGAAUCGAGCGAGCUGAAUGCCAUCGAAGAAGAAAAGGCCCAUCUCAUCGCCUGCGUCCACUUCAGAGAGGAGCGCAUCCGCAUCCUCUCCGUGUACGCGGAGCGCGUCGACGCCUCCCCGCCCCCAACACCACAGGAGAAGCUCGAGGCUGCGUACGAAAUGGUGAAGAGUCUGGAGAAGCUCGCGAUGCCGCCGGGCAUGAAGAGCCUCAUCACCGACAAGGCGGACGCGUGGAUCCUGGAUGUCAUCAAGCCGAGCCUCGAAAGGGUCAAGAGAGUGUUCGAGAACCCAGACGGUGGUGAGGGGAAUCCCUUUGAGGAGGGUGUGCCCCCCUUCAAAGGGAUCAAGACGGAGAGAAUGGCGCAGAAUUGCGAGAUCAACCCCAUGCUGGAACGGAUCAGGAAGCUCGAACGGAUGGCUCGGAUGGCCGGUCUUCUCCUGCGCCGGACGCAUGUCCAGCUCGUGAACCCACAACGACGACGGCUGCCUCGACAGCCAGAGAUACGUCUCCCCCACGUCCUCGCCCCUCAUGCUGGCCCCCGUCCUCGUCUUGUCGCUGUCCUCGUCGGCGAUGGGCCCGUUGGCGAUGGCGUGGACGACGUGCACCCCGAACCUGCUGUGCUCCUUGGCGACGGCCUGGGCGACCAUGCGCACGCUGGCGCGCGAGGCCCCGUACGACGCGUAGUUCUGGUUGGUGCGCAGGGCGCCCAGCGUCCCCGUGAAGACGAUGGUGCCCUUGACGGUGCCGCCCGUCUCGGCGAGCGGGGUCUGCCCGCCGUGCUGGGCGUACAUGAGCCGGAGGGCCUCCUGGGCGAAGACGACGGCGCCGGUGGUGUAGGUCUGCAUGGUCUCGUUGAAGGCCUCGGGCGUCUCCUCGAGGAAGGGCUUGCGGGCGGCGUUGCGGACGUGGUAGACGGCCAGGGCGAGCUUGAGGUCCCUGAAGGCGGGCUCCUCGGCGAUCUGGGCAAAGGUCGCGCGGAGGCGGUCGGGGUGGGUGUUGGUGGCGAAGGCGUGGAGGACGCCGCCGUUGGACGAGGUGCGCAGCUCAACGGCGAGGGUGUCGAGGGCGUCCUUGUUGCGGGCGAGGAGGGCGACGGCCAUGUUGCCUUUCUGGGGGUCGGCGAGGACGCGGGCGAUGCCUGCGCCUGA